AUGGACAAUGGUGUCUUUAUAGUUCUACCAGAACUUCACGAUUACGAUCCACGUACUGUCUUCCAGAACCAUCCUGAUGUCGUAGAGACCAUAAACCAACAACAUUUUUAUAACUCACAGUUAAUACAAUUCGUGGAUACACUCACCCAAGUGGAUAAAGUGACGGAACGAUCUUUGCCGACUGAUACCGUAGCACGCAGAGCUGUGGAUGAUGAAAAUGAGACUCCUCCACAGCAAAAGGAUCAGACUUAUAACCCUAUCAGUCGCAAUCUCAAAUUGCUAUAUAGCUACGCUAUCAAAACCCUACAGAAUAAGCCAAUACCAAAAGAAUUCUAUAUGAUGCGAGGGCUAGGUAUUAAAAAGCGACAAGCCCCCACGCAAGCCACCGUAAGCUUAGGUAAUCAUAGAGCUUAA
Haemonchus placei is the source of this 414-nucleotide messenger RNA. The record is from the annotation of a GenBank genome assembly. NCBI's taxonomy places the organism in Eukaryota, Metazoa, Nematoda, Chromadorea, Rhabditida, Trichostrongylidae.